Chinchilla lanigera (long-tailed chinchilla) is the source of this 2143-nucleotide messenger RNA. RefSeq names its product acylcarnitine hydrolase-like. Gene Ontology annotation, cellular component: intracellular membrane-bounded organelle. Lineage: Eukaryota; Metazoa; Chordata; Mammalia; Rodentia; Chinchillidae. Gene Ontology annotation, molecular function: carboxylic ester hydrolase activity. The transcript has 11 exons. The record is from RefSeq and is a predicted model, not a curated record. The coding region runs from base 682 to 2001 and encodes 439 amino acids.
UGGCGCGCAGGUUACUCGCAUUCAGGACAGUGAGAAGGAACUCCUGUGGUGCUGGGCCGUGUGAGCCCCUUGGGAACUGGGAGACAGAGACUCUUAAGAGCAGUCCUAGGUUUAACCUAGGACUCUUAAGAGCAGUCCUAGGUUAAACCCUAUACUCCGUUCUCCAGGAAGACAGGGGGACCAGGAGCUUAACUUCCCAGACUGGCUUCCUUCUAUCCUGGCAGGGUUCUCCGUAUUUCUGGAUCUCCUAGUGAUUUACUGCCUGCGCUGUAGAACCAUAGGCCGAGGGUUACCUGCCAGGAACAAGACUUGGGAUCUGCUGGUGACUGCAAAGACAAUAGAAUUAGUGACUUCAGUUUUGAGAAGAGGGGUUCCUGGUGGCUCACAAGGACUGCAGAAGACAAGAGAUACCUUUGGCGAUGUCAAAGAGAGGCAAAGUGAGGAAAAGUGGCCAUGCUCCACCUACUGGCUCGGCUGCCUGGACCUCUGUCUACCUCAUGUGUAUUCUUCAAUAUCCACCGUACCCUGCCCACUCAGUGCUCCACCUAUGCCCUGCCCACUCCCAUGCUCCGCCUGCUCCCUGCCAGGUUCAAACUGCAGCCUGAGCCAGUCCAUGCUUCCCCUUUCCGCUGGUGAAACAGCUUGCUCCAUAGCAAAAUAGAAACUGGCCUGCAAACAGACAUGCAGCUGCACAAGUUUCCUGCCCGGCUGAACUCUGUGGCCUGUGGGCUCCUGCUUCUCUUCAUCUGUGGCCAGGCCCAGGACUCUGCCAGCCCCGUCCGGACCACAAACACAGGGCAGGUGCGGGGCAGCUUCGUCCAUGUGGAGGGCACCGAUGCGAGGGUCCACACCUUCCUGGGAAUACCCUUCGCCAAGCCACCUCUAGGACCUUUGCGGUUUGCACCCCCUGAAGCCCCUGAGCCCUGGAGCGGUGUGAGGGAUGCAACCUCCCACCCUGCUAUGUGUCUGCAAGGUGAUCAGUUAAAUAGUUCAGAGGGUCUGAAGCUCUUUAAUAUGACCAUGACUUCUAUCCCCAUAUCCAUGUCUGAAGACUGCUUGUACCUCAACAUCUACACACCUGCCCAUGUCCAUGAGGGAUCUAACCUGCCUGUGAUGGUAUGGAUCCAUGGUGGUGCACUGGUUCUAGGCAUGGCUUCCAUGUAUGAUGGAUCCAUUCUGGCAUCUUCUGAGAACGUGGUGGUGGUCACUAUCCAGUACCGCCUAGGUGUCCUGGGCUUCUUCAGUGCUGACUUUCAACCUGUCCCCAGCAUCAUUGGUGUCAACAAUGAUGAGUAUGGCUGGAUCAUUCCCAUGGUAAGGCCCUCAGUAUUUUGGGGUGUGCAUUUGAUCUGUAGUGGUCCUCUAGAUUACACAGGUGCACUUGGCUCUACUGACAACCAGAAGAAAAUGAACAGAGAGACUCUGCGGGCUGUUCUGCAAAGCAUGUCAGCACAGAUGAUGUUGCCUGCUGAGUUUGGUGACCUGUUGAUGGAAGAGUACAUGGGAGACAAUGAGGACCCCCAGGUCCUCCAACUGCAGUUCCAUGAGAUGAUGGCAGACUCUAUGUUCGUGAUUCCUGCCCUCAAAGUAGCACAUUUUCAUCGCUCCCAUGGCACUGUCUACUUCUAUGAAUUCCAGCAUCCUCCCAACUUCCUCAAAAACAUCAGGCCACCCCAUGUGAAGGCUGACCACGCUGAUGAGGUUCCCUUUGUCUUUGGAUCCUUCCUGUGGGGCCAGAAAGCUCCUUUCACUGAGGAGGAGAAGCUACUAAAUAAGAGGAUGAUGAAGUAUUGGGCCAACUUUGCACGAAAUGGGAACCCCAAUGGUGAGGGCCUGCCCCACUGGCCUGCACUGGACAAUGAGGAGCUGUACCUGCAGCUGGACACAGAGCCUACUGUGGACCGUGCCCUGAAGGCCUCCAGGCUGAAGUUCUGGAUGGAGACCCUGCCCCGGAAGAUCCAGGAGCUAAAGGGUGCUGAGGAGAAGCACACAGAGCUGUAGCUCCGUGUGUGUGGGAGGGAAGGGUGGGCAUGAGUGCAUGUAGGGUCUGCCUAGGAUAACACACGCUCACACGCUCACACAACCAUUAAUCCACUCUUCAUGCCUCCAUUCAGCCCUAGCUCAUGAAGAAUCUCCUGCAUGA